AUGUCAUUACAAAAUUUUGUUGAUCCACCCAUGCAACAUUCCUCGGUGAUCAAAAAUGACUUCUCCUUGGUAGUAAAAGAUUCCGAUGACCAUUGGAUUGUAGACUUCCUUAAUCUAUAUGGAUAUCAUGUCCAAAAAUCUUCUUCGGCAGAGUCUUCAAAAUUCUCUAUCGUUACCCCGAAAGUUGUGCGUGACAUUAUCCGAAAUAAGGAAUUACAUCUUCCUCCAACUUGUCACUCCUUGGCUGAUAGAAAUGCUUACAUCAUUCUCCUAUUAAGAUUUGUCCUUCGUGAUCGUGCCUUCACGGAAUUAACUGGUGUACCCCUUGUUCCUGUUAACUGCAUCUCUUAUUCCGCUUUCGGUACUCAACAAUAUUAUUUGGCUCUCCCUUCGGAUUUACAAUUCUUUCCAACUGUUGGUUGCUUUGUCUUGAUCACCGUAGAAUUACCCGAUGACGUUAAAUCUAUUUUUGAAUCAGCAGAAUUUCAGUCCGUGAACAAGAUUAAAAAAUUGGAUCUCAAUGGUUUUUACUGCCUUUUUCGUCAUGAACUUCCUCAUGCUCCAAUUCGUGACUGGGAUCCUGAUACAACUACCUCUUUUCUCAAUAAACGUUGGCUUGAAAAUUUUUGGGAAAGAAUUUCUCAAUUUGAUGUUCAAGAUUUAAAAUUGCUUGGAAAUUAUCCUCUCAUUCCUAUAAUUACUUCUACUUAUAAUAAUUAUCAUAUUUAUGAACUCAUUUCUGUAAAGAAUGAUCCUCCUAUAUUGAGAUUUCCCAAGAGAAAAGAUGAUGUAAUAGAUGUCUUGAGAAAACUUGGUGUUCUUUUCACCGAAGAUUAUCGGAUAGAUAUUACGAAAAAAUUUAUUUGGGAUUGGAAUCCUUCAAUGGUCGUUAAGGCUAUCGAUAAAUCUCGUUCUAUCAAUAAAACUAAUAUUUUACGUCAAUUCCCUAUUUGGCCUACUUAUUCCGCUGAUGGUAGUUACAUCGCUGCUUAUUGCGGUUGUCUGGUUCCGCACGGUCUUCCAUAUUUCCAAGUUAAUUUGUCAAGUUCAAAGACUAAUUAUAUUAAUUAUAAGAAUCCUGAUGAAAAAAUUUUAUUGAAAAGAUUAGAUGUUGUCGAAUCCAGUUAUAUUCAUUAUCUAUUUUGUAUUUUCAAGAACCUUGACUUUGUUCGACCUGAUGACCCUGAAUAUUUGGAAUUUUUAAAAGAAUUCUUACGUCUUCCUACUCAAUUACAUCCAAAUUGGUUGUCUGAAUAUCGUUUCAUUCCUAAUAGUACAAAAUCUGAAUUGAGGCUUGCUAGAGAACUUUACGAUGAUAGAGUUCUUCUGUUCACUACUGUUUUUGCUGGUUCUGAUGUGUUUAUUGCUCCUGAACUUCGUUGUGGUUGGUUAUCCAAAGGUCUAGUCGGUUUGGGCUUUCAUGAUAAAGUUGAUGAUGACACUUUCAUAAGAUUGGCUUCUGAAAUUCAUCAUUUAUAUAAUUCUCCUUCUCCUCCUUCCGAUUUAUUCGAUCGUGCUAGAAUGUUAGUUCUUCACUUUUAUUAUAAUGUUGAUGAUCUUAAUUUCACUUGUAAUAGAUGGGAUGUUCUCAAAUCAAUUAAUUUUAUCCCAUCAAAGCCUGUGGAUUAUCCUUAUCUUGAAACUGCAAAAUUCAAGACUCCUAAACUUUGUUCUUUAAAUUCUCUUCGUCUACCUAAACACAUGAAAUUAUGUUGGACUCAAUGCGCUUUUUACGAUGAUCCUGUAAUUCCUCCUGAAAGUGUAUUGAAUAUUCAUAGUGAUCUUGGCGAAUUAUUCUUUCAUGACGUAAUGGAUCAACUCGUUGCUAUUAAGGAAAAUAUUGUUGAUAAGCAAUCUGAUGAAUGGAAAGGACAUGGUGCUCCUGAACUUCUUUUUACUAUUAUUAAUGGACUUUAUGAAUGGUUAGAAGAUAAUUUGCUAUUAAUGAAACGUAUAGGUGAAAUUGGUGAACAAUGGUUCAUUGGAGACCUAAAAUUAAGUCUUCAAAAAAAUUCUACAAUAUUUCUUAAUGGAAAUGACCCUUUCGAUUUGGAAAAUUGGACUUCUGCAACGAAUUUAGUCUUAAACAUAGAUAUCGAUGUAGAUUGUCACAAGAAAGCUGCAAAUAAAAAUCUCGCUCCAUAUGGUAAUUUAUUACAAUUAUGUGGAGCCUAUAAUUUUAAUCCGGCAACUCCUAUGAAUUUCGAUGUUCCACAUACAACAUUACGAAGGGACAAUAUUGUUAACAAAUUGUGUAGAUAUCUUAAUUUUACUCAAAAUUCUCCAAAUUCUAACCGUUUAAUCGCUGGCCUGGAACGAUUCCACGAUAUUUUUUUCAACAUCCGUGGUGAAUUAAUAGGUACAUCUCGAUUUUUACUUGCUGCAACUUGUCCUCAUUUUGAAAGAGCAUUUUGCGCUGGUACUUUGGAAUCUAAACUUGGGGAACAUGUAUUUCUUCCUCGCGUUGAUGAUAUACACCCGGAUGCAUUUCGUGUACUUCUUAAAUACUUGUACGGAAAAGACCUUAAUGAUAUCAUGAGUGAAAUUAGAUAUGAGCCAGGUCCAGAUGAAGAUGAAAUAUCUUUUUAUUUCAAUCGUUACAUUGAAUUGCUGAAAUAUGCUCAAUUAUAUGAGCUUAACGAUCUUGCACUAUCAGUUCAAUAUCAAAUAAUUCAAGAUCGUUUGGUCCUACCACAAAAUAUUGUUGAGAUAUGGGAAUGGUGUCAGAAUACAGAAAUUACUGCUCCAUAUCUAGCUGAAUAUUGCGAAAAGUGUAUAAAGGAUAAUACGGAAUUAUUAUUUGAUCUACGAAUUCAUGAUAUUGAACAAGAAAUUCCAGAUAAGAAGCAACGCGCAGCGGCUAUUUUAGAAUUGGAGGGGAAGUUUUGGAAGUGGCGUGAACUCAAUUUGUUAAAAGAUAUGUCGCCUCCAAUAUAUUAUGAUGAAGAUCCUCCGAUAACUUUUGAUAAUGAAUCCGGUUGGGGAAGAGAGUGUAGUUCUGCUCUUGAAUGGAUAUGA
Messenger RNA from Racocetra fulgida, 3018 nucleotides. Lineage: Eukaryota; Fungi; Glomeromycota; Glomeromycetes; Diversisporales; Gigasporaceae. The record is from the annotation of a GenBank genome assembly.